CCUUCCGUGCACAAUAGCGGCAAGGAAACUGGCUUGGUCCAUGCUCGAUCACCUCGUCUCGAGCACUCGAGUUUGUCGCACUAGAAAAACACCAGCGCCUCCGAUGUUGAUGCGACUAGCGAGCACUUGUUUGAUUGUAACGUUCUACUGCACCUCGGUCCCAGUCGCACUCGCCGAACCUGCUCUCACUCCCAACGUGUUAGCUGCCGCCACACCCACGCAACGAGCCAAAUCUGUUCGGAAAUACUGCACCAUGCGCUGCAACCAUCGAGGGUUUAUGCGAUAUGCUUGUUGAUGUGGGUGGCGCAACUCUCGCGUAGGAAGCUGUCUCUGCUGCAUCUCUGUGUUGAUGACAUGGGCAAAGUGACCUGCAGCAUCCUUGGCGGGUGGACUUGACCAAGAGACCACUG
Messenger RNA from Baudoinia panamericana UAMH 10762, 410 nucleotides. RefSeq lists its product as uncharacterized. The transcript has a single exon. Bases 41 to 295 code for a protein of 84 amino acids. NCBI's taxonomy places the organism in Eukaryota, Fungi, Ascomycota, Dothideomycetes, Mycosphaerellales, Teratosphaeriaceae. The record is from RefSeq and is a predicted model, not a curated record.